UAUAUUCAGCAGAGCGAGCGAGCUUUGACCAUUCCCCAUAAAGUUGUAUCAUCACUUCCCAUUAUGUCUAUCACCAUGAGAACCGUUUUCAAAGGGUUACUUUUGUGUUGUGUUACUAUAGCAGCAUGGGAGUUAUAUGUAUUCAGGGAUUCAUUAUCGUCAGUUCUUGACUCAGUCAAACCAGUUGCUGCUAAUGGGUAUCAAGCUGGUGAGAACCGGCGCACAGUCAUCGUGACUGAAUCAAUAGGGAAUAUUACCACAAACAAGUCUGGUAUAAAGGAUGCUCGUGACCCAAAGGGAUUGGUAGUGAUGUCUCGGGUUCGUGACCAGAACCCAAAUGAACAGAAGUUGAAUGAGACGCUGGCAAAUGCCACGGACUCUGAUAGGAUGACAUCACAUGUGCAGUCAUCAAAGUCAGAUGAAACAAACAUUGAAUCGAACGAUCACCCAAAUGAUCAAAGAAAUAGGGCGACCACAAUACCGAAGAACAAUGAAGAAAUAAAAGUAAAUUCAAAAGAUCGAUUAUAUCUAUUCCCAUUACAUUACGAUUACAAUGGCCCAAAUGUGCAAUACGGUUCGUUUAUGCGAGGAGUGGCGUUUGCACUGGCAUAUAAGAGAACGGUUGUAGAAAAUUGGUUCCACACACAUUGGACGUCGGGAAGAAAGCUGAUGAAAUAUGUGAAUGAAACCUUCGACUUAGGAAAGCUCAAACAAUUAGUUGAUGUGGCAACUGUGCAUGAUUUUAAACGCGAUUGCAACAGUACAGUUGAAAGAUUAUUAAUGCAUCCGUAUUAUCGAAUGGGAAGCACCAAAACGAAAAAUGACUAUCUGCAACGCUACGCGUUCAAGAAAGAAGGUCUUGAAAAAUAUUAUGGAAUAAAAUUGCCCGAUAAUUCACAUAUUCCCGAGACUAGUGCCCAGGCGGAGGAGCUGUUGUUAAAUCCACCAACGACGCGAUGUUUGGGAGUAUUAGAUCCAAACAUAGACACCCGAUGGGAAUUUCCUGCUCUCAGGCAACAGUAUUAUAAAGUAGACACCCAUUUUGUAUCACCGCCAAUUAUAAACAAAAUUGCUGAUGAUGUGGAAAAGAAAUUAUGCGAUGGCGAUCCUUUCAUGGCAUUACAUUGGAGAAAUAGAACAGGCGAAGUAUGUGGUCAUCUUACGAGAGAAUGUGGAAAUAUUCCACGAAUUGCUGCUGUCAAUAAAACCGCCGAGGUGGCCGCAAACGAUAUACUUAAAUUGAUGCAAGCUCGAAAUUUGACAUGCCUCUAUGUCGCUGUGCCAUUUUUCUCUGUGACAAUGAUCACAAUACUGAAAAACGCCAAGAUUCCUCGAGUAAAAAGUUUUAGUGAUAUAACAACUCAAGAUUAUCCAGAUAUUGGACAAAUAAAAUACGAUGGUUACAUGGUAUCACGUUUGGAGCAGGAAAUCUGUGCCCGGUCGUCCACAUUUGUUAGAACGUCCCAUUCGUCCUGGUCAGCUUUUGCGGAUCGGUGGCGUGUAAUUCAAGGAAAGGAAAGUCUUGGUUUAGAGACAAUUGUUUCCUGGAUUGCACCAGGCAGUAUAGGAUCGGGACUAGAGACUGACACCAACCCCAACCAACCAUCAGGAAAACGUUAUCUGUUUCCCUUGCAUUGCGAUAAUAAUGGACCGAACGUUCAGUAUGGUGUAUUCAGAAUGGGUAUUGCUUUCGCCAUGUAUUACAACCGCACCGUGGUAGAGAACACGUUCGGCGGACACUGGACAUCGGCCCAGGCCGGAGCAGAAGUAGUUACCAGAAGGCGCUUUGUCAAUGAAACAUUUGAUCUUCCGAAGAUUCAAAAGUUAGUCGACGUUGCGACCGUGGAAGAGUAUCAAAGGGAAUGUAAUGGUGUAAUCGACAAUGUACUCAUGCACCCUUUUAUCAAAAAGCCCAGUCUAGAUGAAUACAGCGCCAUCUACAGUAGAAAACGAGGCUGCCUCCAAACGCGUUACGGCGUCAAGAUGCCUUUCCAAAUACCACAGACUCGAGAAGAAGCAGAUGCUCUCAUGAGUAAUCCCCCAGACACUAGGUGUCUUGGGAUUUUUGGACCAGGUCUAGACACAAAGUGGGAGUUUCCUGGGCAAGAUAAAUAUUUACGAACUGUUGAUCAGCAUCUUCAAAACCCGCCAAACAUAAUGAAAAUGGCCAAAGACGUCGGACAGAGAGUAUGUGAUGGCGACCCAUAUAUGGCAUUACAUUGGAGAAAUAGAUCAGGAGAGACAUGUGGGCAUGCUGCAUGGGGUUGGAAGUGUGCCGAUAUUCCAAAAGUUGUAGCUGUGAAUCUGACAGCGGAGAGCGCUGCCAUAGACAUUCACGAGUUGAUGAAAAAGCGUAAUAUUUCGUGUAUCUAUGUAGCACUGCCAUCCUUCUCUGGGUCCAUUUUAAAAAUACUGAAAGAUGCUAAUAUUGCUCGUGUGAAGAGUCUUGUUGAUAUCACCACCGAUGAGUAUCCUGACAUAAUGAAAAUUAGCCAUGAUGGUUAUCUAAUAUCUCGUUUGGAACAAGAAAUAUGUUCCCGAUCCAAAGUGUUUAUGGCUACACUUUUCUCAUCUUGGUCACGUUUUGCUUAUCGUCUUCGAGAUUCACUUGGACUGGAAACCCAAAUAUUACACAAUUUCGUCAGGUGGAAGGCACCUGGUGUGAGUCUGAAACGAAAAUAA
Molecule: messenger RNA, 2682 nt
Organism: Saccoglossus kowalevskii
Lineage: Eukaryota; Metazoa; Hemichordata; Enteropneusta; Harrimaniidae
Biological process (GO): protein O-linked glycosylation via fucose
Molecular function (GO): peptide-O-fucosyltransferase activity
Source: RefSeq, a predicted model, not a curated record